CAGCCCGAGAGUCCUUUGCUUCUCCCAGCACGCGGCUCGGGACCUACCACAGCUUCGCCUCGAGGCAUUGUGGGAGUCCGUGGGCCAGGCGUUACGGUCCUGGGGCAUUCUGGGAAGGGCCUGGGCUCCUGGAGGGGACCCUUUUUUGUCGCACACGCUUUCCGUGAGAAGUCUCAGGGCCAGGAGCUUUUCGUGCCUGGCGUUUUUAGAAGGUGGUCGUUAAAGGCCCGAGGCAUCGUGUGAAAUUGUCACGGGGCAUUGUGGGAGCUGAUCUUUAUUGUUUGGUACCGGGGUUUGACAAGUUCUUGUCCCACCUAGCGUGCAGAAAGGCCUUUCUUUUCCCCCUGUCCAGCAUCCCUCUCUACCUGCCAACAUCCUGUGUUAGAGGAGCUUGCGGCUGGAGGUGUGACCGUGGGAGAGCUGGCCUGGGAGGGACCCUGCCCAGUCGCUGCUCUGCUCCUGUCUCUUGUCCCCUCCCCCCGCCAUGACAGAGACCCGUGAGCCCACUGAGACUGGAGGCUACGCCAGCUUGGAGGAAGAUGACGAAGACCUUUCCCCAGGCCCGGAGCAUUCUUCUGACUCUGAAUACACUCUUUCAGAGCCCGACUCUGAGGAGGAGGAGGAGGAAGAGGAAGAGGAGACCACUGAUGACCCCGAAUAUGACCCUGGCUAUAAGGUGAAACAGCGCAUAGGUGGGGGCAGAGGUGGCCCAUCCCGCCGAGCCCCCCGAGCGACCCAGCCUGCUGGCCCACCUACACAGCCCUGCCAGCUCUGUGGCCGAUCAGCGCUGGGAGAGGCCCCACCGGGUACCCCACCUUGCCGACUCUGCUGCCCUGCAACAGCAACCCAAGAAGCCCGAGCCCCUGAGAGCAGGGCUCUUGGAGAGGAAGAGGAGGAACCGUCUUACACUGGGGAAAAUCGGCCAGCAGGGCGGGAUGUGGAUGACGAUGAGGAGGAGGGGGGCACCUACCAUUGUACGGAGUGUGAGGACUCCUUUGACAACCUCGGGGAGCUGCAUGGCCACUUCAUGCUGCAUGCCCGGGGCGAGGUGUAGGCAGGGCCAGCAGAGAGCUGGUAGAGGGGUAGGGGGAGCAGGGCUGAGGAAGCUGGAUUCGGGGCUGGGGUCCCUCCCAUCCAUGUUGUCUUAGCAGUAGAUAUUUGAAGGGCCAAAUAAAAGCCAGAUUCUGUGUGCUGGCCCCGAGUGUG
Molecule: messenger RNA, 1206 nt
Organism: Mastomys coucha (southern multimammate mouse)
Lineage: Eukaryota; Metazoa; Chordata; Mammalia; Rodentia; Muridae
Gene: Znf428
Product: zinc finger protein 428
Exons: 3
Coding region: 485-1054 (189 amino acids)
Source: RefSeq, a predicted model, not a curated record